Molecule: messenger RNA, 8039 nt
Organism: Hylaeus anthracinus
Lineage: Eukaryota; Metazoa; Arthropoda; Insecta; Hymenoptera; Colletidae
Gene: tipE
Product: protein tipE
Exons: 6
Coding region: 1084-2160 (358 amino acids)
Biological process (GO): regulation of sodium ion transport
Molecular function (GO): sodium channel regulator activity
Source: RefSeq, a predicted model, not a curated record
AUUCAAAUAAUAAACGAAUAGAUCGAAACCCGUGAAAUUUUCUGGGCCACCGUAAUUGAACUGUUAAUGAUACCGCGUGGUAGCUUCCAGUCAGUCGAUUCAGCCGCGUUCCCGGAUCGAUGAUCGGGCCAGUUCUAAGAGGGUGGACCGUGGUGAAUGAACGACAAGCGCGUAUCCUUCUCGCGGAGAAGACACGGGAGAAACGCAAAAAAACGCGGAAGUGUCGUGGAUCGUCGGCGAAGCGAGGGCAAAACGGAAAGAGGGAAAAACGCGCGUUCGCGGGAGGACAAAGGGCAAGGAAACCAACGGGAGGUCGGGUAAACUACGAGGAAAGCGGGCGACGGGGUGAACCGAGGCCUACAACAGGGGACGCCCUGGACGGUGGUGUCGACGAUGUCGGCGUGAGCGUCGUUGGCGGCGGUCGAUGCCACCAGAUGCCACUGUGGCGCUGCCGUCGCUCGAAAAUAAGCUCGCCCAAAAGCUCCGCCGACUGCAGUAGCCCGGCAUCCGUCGGCGCCGCGGCCAGGACGAAAAUUUCCCGCGGUAGAUUACCACCGUGCGUAACACUCGCCCCGAUGGAGGCUUGAAUGGCACCUCGAGGCUGACCGCGACCACAGACAUCGACGUCGAGCGCCGUAACGUUUCAACGCCGAGGAAAGAAAAAAGAAAACAAAUAACAAAACCCGUCGAGGAUGUGACGUUUUUAGGGUAGGACUGAGAGAAAAUUCGAGCAGCUCGACGGAAAACGGCGGGUGUCGGUCGGGUUGGUUAACGAGAUCGCGAGACAAAUGUGCACGGUGGAUAGUGUGACAUAGUGCGGCGAAGUAGGCGACGAAGACCACGGGGCGGGAGGAGGAAAAGGGCCAGUGAGGAACGCGGGAAGAGGAGGAGGUGGGACAGGAUGCGGGGGCACAGGAAGAGGGCGCAGAGCCCCGACGAUUUCUCUUCUUCUUCAUAGGGGAUCGUUUCGUCUCAUCGACGUCCAACGUGACGACGGGCAGCAAGCACGCCGAGGACGACGACGACGAAGACGACGUCAACUGGGUGCAUCAUUGAAACGAGCACUGCCGUUUGUUCUCCGAGAUGGCGGACGAAAAGGAGAAGCAGACGUUCCUGCAGAAGCUGCUGUUCUACACGACCGCGUUCUUCAUCCUCCUCAGCACCUUCAGCCUCUUUGCCUUCCUCUUCUUGGUCCCCUUCGUCAUCGACCCCGCCUUCACCACCAUCUUCAUGCAGUUCGACACUCGGCCAGCCGAGUGUAUCACCAUCGACGUUGAGUCCAGGAGAGGUACGAGCAACUGUUCAUGGACGUCCUGUAGAGAGGGUUGCACCAAGGAGCUGUACGAUUGCACGCAAAUACGCGUCAAUUACAAGCUACCGGUUAACGCGUCCGAGGAUAUCGAUGGACAGGGCGAGGGAGGCGGGGCGGUAGGAGGUGUCGAGGAUGACGAAGACAGCACGACGAUGGGCAAACCGCGUUACGAGCGCUCCCUAAGGGAGUACGAUUACGACGAAGAUCUAGACGAGGACUUCGCCGAGGACGAUGAAACUGGACUGCCGAAACCCUUCCCUACAGGUCUCAUGGGCAACGACUCCGAGUGGUACUUCACCGGGGCGAAGCUGUUCCCCAACGUAAAAGGCUGUGGAUACCCUCCAAUGCUGAAUUGCAGUAUUUUCUACCGGCAGUACGCCAACAUAGGGCAGAACUUUAGCUGUUACUACUCGAAAGUGGACCCCGGGAUAGUCAUCAGCGACCUCGACAUGUGGCAGGUGUACAUGAAUCUGGUGUACGCGAUGGCGAUUCCGAUACCGUCUUUCAUAAUCUCGGUGAUAUACCUCACCAUCGCCUACUUCAAGAUCUACAACGAAGAGGAGGAGGUCCUCGUGGGCGGCGAGGAGGGCGAGGACGGCGGGGAGGGAGAAGGAAGUAACGCGACACCCUUACCACUGACGAGCGGAGCCCUUACGCCCGGUAGCGAGGCUUUCAGAGAAGACUUAGCGAAUCCAAGCUUCGGGCAUCAGCUGAAAGUCGCCAUGGUCGACGACGUCAGCAGAGAAAGCUUGGACGGGAUACCCAACUCGUACUCCAUUCAGGGAAACUUGAGCAAGACGAUGACGACGAGUAUCUCAACUCCCCCUGGGCCGACGGCGGCAGUCUGAAGCGGCACUUUCAAGGUCUGAACAACAUCUCCUGGAAGCCGCACUAAGUGACCCAAAGAACGCGGGACAAGGCGGAGAGAGCGAGAGAUUCUACAGUAGCUUAUUAAAACGUUACCGACCGCGGACAGCCGAUAUCCUCUCACCGACUAACAAGGAUGAAACCGAUAACUGCUAAACACGAGAACUGGCUUCGGGUACGUUCACCCGAGUGAACCAGAGGGGUCGACGGGACGCAGGACGUUCCCGAGGACGGGAACCAGCGUCGUUUCCGCGUCCAAAUUCACUCGCGUCCUCUCCUCGAACGAACAGAGAAGUGAUCCAGAGUGUGUCGUUCAACGAGUAGUGUUUUUAGUAAGCCGCACGCUAUCGCAUAACUGUCCCCGUACGCGCUAAUUAUUAUCCAUAGAGACAAACGAUAUUUUGUGACAGACUUUUUUCUACUCGAUAACCGCCCGUGUCGCGACCGUCUCUGAGGGGUGGCCCCGAAGAGGACCACCCAUCGAUCAAUCCGUCGAGGGCUCGUCCAUCCUGGGCCGAUCGUCCUCUGGCAUUAGCUAGGCGAUCGGCUCGAUUGGCGAGAAUCCAGCGAGGAAAAUAUUAUAUUUGGAUUCGUUGCCGAUACCGCGGCGCCCUCGGGGUCUCUCGUCGUCCUCCCCUGAAGGACACUUCCGAAACAUCCGAGUGGAAUUUCAGAAUAGAUUCGAGGCUACUCGACGUCUCGAGAUAAGUCGACUGGAGGCAGCAUUGGAAGCGUUCUCCUACUGGAAUCACCGAUGGCGCUUGAACUUGUUGAGUCGGGUUGCCACGGGACAUUUAUAACGAGAGUUGGAUUUGGAGCAGACCAGGCUGAGCAUUGGGUGAUCCGAGGAUUAAUCGAUGGUGGACAUCCUGCCGAGGAGACUUGGAUUCAUAACAAUGGUCGACCUUGGUUGAUGCAUGGAGGAAAGAAUUGAACAUUUUUCUUCUGAAUUGUCAAGAUUGAUUAAAGAAUUGAGUGUAAGGAAUAUUUAUAAUGAAAGAUCGAAAAGAUUGGAGUAGUCGAGGCUGAGCAUUGGGUGAUCCAAAGAGGUUUAAUCACUGAAUCCAUCCAAUAGAUGAAAGAAAUGAAAAAGUUAGUGAGUUGGAACUUAGAUUUCUAAAUAGUCGAGUCGCUUGGGUCAUACAUGAAGCAAAGUUACGUGUUUUAAACUACCAACACAGAUACUUGGCUGUUGAAUUGGUGUCUUGGAGCCAUUUACCAGUGGUUUUCGAACAAACUGAACCAAUUCUGAUCAUUGGUUGCUUUAAGAAGGAUCAAUUCUGACUUAACCAUUGGAGAUUUGAAUCUGUAAAUGAUCGAUACUCGAAUGUAUCGGUCGUCACGGCAAAGGAUUUCUUUCUGAAUGAACAAUGCUCCUUGGGUGUUAAAUGAAAACUCCAAAGAAGGUGUAUAACAAACUUCGGAAAUGUAAACAGAACCACUCAACUCUGAUCAUCCCAAUAAAUCAUCGCUGCACCCAUUCAACAGAUGAACAAAAUGGAGAACCUGUCUAAUUGACACUGAAUUCCUCUUGGUCAUCCUAUAAGCCAAAAUAAACAGAUUUCCACCCGAACGAUCAAUGGCUAUCAAACCAAGUCCCCAAAGAAAGCGUAUAACGAAAUUCUGAAACAGAAGCACCCAUUCAACAAAUGAACCUUCGAAUUGAAACUUGAACCAACCUAGAAGAUCAAUGCCCUCCGAAGGAGCCACCAGCAAUCGAGAUAUUCCGAAGAGUCCCUCUGUGGCGCCGAGUCCAGGUUACUGUCAAGCACAGCGUUUCCUCCGUGCGUAUUUCUGCAACGACUCUCACCUAAACUCUGCCACGCGAAACUCGAGACAGGAGUUCGAGUUGUCUCGCACCUGUGCGUCGAGAGGAAUGCACACACGUACCAGCCACUUUUCGCUGUCUUGCUCCUCCCCGUCGCGAUAGACGUCGCGCGAACGCAUUCCUGCCGAUUCCGUGAGCACAUACACACGCACACACACAGACACACACGCGCGCGCCUUGGGAAACACCGAUUCUUUCGACGACGACGCGUAACAGACUCUGGUUCACUCGUCGAAGCCGAAGAACGAAGAGAAGUCGAGGAUCGAGGAGAAUGUCGAGUAUCGAAGAGGAAGGAGAACUCGCGGACGCAAAACGGUCGCGUAACCCGCGUGGACUAAAUAGCUUGAACGAGUAAAUACGCUAAUUUAAGAGUACCAUUACCAAUUAACAAGUAUUAAUAAGUUAAUCCGCUUGCUGUGUGAUCAUGACGCAUCCGAGAUACGCCACUCUCCACGUGCAUCGUAGACGAGUCGAACACUGCAUCAAAAAACACCGAGACACACGUUUCCACACGACACACUAUUGCCGCGACACACACACACACACACACACACACACACACACACACACAGAUACACACGACCACACAUGCUUCUGAUCAGGUAUUUUCGUGAGAGGCUGCUCGCGUGCCCGCUGGAUCGUGAAAUAACGCUCAGGGGAUGCGCCCCUUCGUGGUUACCGCGUUUCUUUCGGAGAGCGUGCUUCGAAGGGAAGCAGAGUUCGUUUGGAAAUGAAUUUACGAAGGCAGCAUAGAGAUUAGGAAGUUAAGGGGGUGGUAGAUUUCUUUGGAGUGGGACUGAUUCGUGCUGCGAGGACAGGUAGCUUCUGUCACUAACGAUGACUUUUUCUUUUUGGUUGAUAUUUUCGAAUUACAUGUUUGAGCUUGUGGUACUAUGCGGAGAUGAGAAGUUGACUAGUGGAUCUGAUUGGUUACUACUUGAUUGUAAUCUAGAAUUCUAUAUUAUGAUCUAUACUGUACUGAUUGGUAACGGUAUAAUCUUCUUGAUUACAUGAAAGAAUUCUACAUUAUUGUCUGUGCUAUACUGAAAAAUUCUACAGUAUAUUAUCUAUCAAACCUACUAGCUAACUUCUCAUCUUUGCAUGGCACUAUAUUUAUAUUGGAGAAUCGUAUAGGUUAACUAUAAACAUAAAUGACAGAAGAAUUUAAAUGGUUGAGAAACAUAAUUUUGAAUUUUUAUUUUUAACAAAGCUCCUCUAUUGGCAGAUGAUUGUCAGAAAGUGAAAAUAGUUCUCCCACCUUUUACAGGGAGCUUAAAAAGAAAUUAAUGUUGAUCGAAACACCUUGGUCUAUUAUUCUAGGGUGUAGCUUUCAUGUCUUGGAAAAAAAAAUUAACACACUACACAACCUAAUAAAUUCUCCAACCACUUUUUGCAUAAAAUCACACGUAAAUUUUUGUAUCGCACCAUGCCAUUGCAAUAAUCUACAAUUCCGCUGACUUUAUUCAACCAUUCACACCCAUUCAAACUUAAAUACAUCUGCAUCAAACAAAGCAACACAGUAGGGUCUCUCAAAAAAGUGCCACGGCAAUUACUGUGACAAUACAAUAGUCUAUAAACCUGUGAAUUACCGAAAGAUGCUCGCGCAUUAUGAAUCAGUCCCAUUUCAAAGGCGUUGUAACGCUACGAUAUAUAUUUAUAAGAAAAUAAAUUUUUCAAUAAACGCUCGGGUCAAUUUCUGUCCAGGAAAGAAACAAGCAGACCUUUCGCUUUGCAUUACUCGCAUUGUUAUUUACGAUUGUAAGGCGCCAAGAACGAUCUACCAUAGGAAAUUUAGUAUACAGAAUAAUCGGGAGUUCAGCCCCAGCGAUUACGUAAAGGAAUAAGGGUACUCGCGCAACGGGUAAAGCGGGUAACAGUGGUUUUUCGCGGCCUCGUUGCCGCGCUUGAAUCGAUACGAGUGGCGCAGGACAGGCGAACCUUCAAUCCCUGAUAUCUAUGGCAAAAAUUGAUGGCUAUAGUAAUUGAUGGCUCCUCGAAGUACUACGGUUCAGAAACAUUCGCGAUUAAAUAUUAUAACACAUACGUUGAUGCAAAUGUGAAGUUACACAAAUGACUCAACUAUCAAGACUCAAGAUUGGUUGCUUUCAACGCAAGCCACGAUUUUUUUCGUUUUGGGAUCUGUGGAAGGUCACUCGCACCACUGAAAUCGAUGACAAAAAUUGGUGCUUAUAAUAAUUGAUGGCUCUUCGAUGUUAAACAGUUCAACAACAGCCACAGUUAAUUGUAAUAAUACACAAGUUGAUAGAAGCAUAAAGUCACAUCGAUGACUCGACUAUCAAGACUCAAGAUCGGUUGCUCUUUAACGCAAACCAUGAACUUUCCAUCCACAAUUUUCUUUCGUUUUGGGGAUCUCUGACAGAUCGCUCGCACUACAAUUAAUCUGAGACAGCGGUCGUCGAGCAUAAGUAACAAUAAACUUGCAUGAAGCUCGCGAAACGUCGCUCAGAAGACUUGUUUACAGCGAGAUCAUCGGUCGGGCACGUGUUCGCGCAGCGUCAUUGGAGUAUCGAUCAAACAUUUGCACCGAGUGCCACUCGAAAAUUGAGUAAGGUGCGUGGCAUUGAAAAGCGUUUCUAGCUUGAUCAAAGCUUCUUCCUUUUCGUCAGAAGCAAUUACCUUUGGUGCUUGACCCGACGACGAUUAACAAUGCUUAAGGGAUAAGUUUAUGGUUCCACGUAGCAUCGAAAUCGAUGAGAUCUCAUACGUCGCGAGGACUUUUGCUAUUUGCGAACGCUACUUCACUGUACAAAAACCUACGCAAACACACAGACGUACACAGGGUUAGUUACACACGCGCCUUCGAAUUGCACACAACACACACGCAUACACACAGAUACACAUACGCAAACGCGUGAAAACAGAUACACACUGAUUACCAAUGGAAGGAAAUAAUAAUUGAAUUGUUUUUAUGGAUUAAGAACAAGUUGUCUGUGAUCUACAAUAAUUAAAAGAAUAUUUAAUAAGUAUUUACGUGGUAAAUGCAUAACUGACAUGUCGAUAAUGUCGAACGAAUCGAUUUAGGGAAUAUUAAUAAUUAAAAGAGAAACAGAGGGGAGAAUGGAUGCGGAAUGGGGGAUGAUCGAAAUUGUUUGGAUUGUUGUCGGAGAUUCUCGCGAUAAGGAUAGAGCAAUAUGAGAGACGGAUAUUAAGUGGAAACGAUUAAUCGCAUUAACGACGUCACUGCAAAGGAAUUCUAGAGAAGAGGUGUAUUAAAUAAAUAAAUACAUAAAUAUAUAUAUAUAUAUAAACAUUAAAUUAAUAAAUAGAGAUUUACAAUGGGGCACGCAAAGUCUAACUAUGUAUAAUCGCUGUUGUUAAUCGAUAAUGAUUCGCGAUGUAAAGGAAGAAAAAAACAAGGUGCGUGCUGCGUUCGAAGUACCGAGUAAAAUACAAAAAAAAAAUUAUAUGAAUAAAUAAAUGAAUAAAUAUAUAUAUAUGAAAAAAAUAUAUAUAUAUGGCACUUGACCGUCGCGGCUAAAAAGUACAUAGGAUAGAUAGAUUUAUAGAAGCGCAAAAAAAAAAAACACCAAAAAUCGUUCCUUCCACCCGCUCCGGCCGUGUAUUUGAUUAUCGAUUUUAAAUAUAUCGCAUCUCUCAUGUGAAGUCAAGAAAAGCUCUUGUGAAACUCGUAAAAACGCACCUCAGAACGCAAUUUAGUACGUCAUUUUUAAUAACGCAAGGGGAGACAGGCGAAGGGUGAAAAACAAUGUCGCGGGCGAACGAAACCAAAGGGAGAUGAGGAGACGAAAAUGGAGGGAUAUAUAAAUAUUUGCCACAAUCACCGAGUAAUAAGUUGUUCAACGAGCGUUGCGAAAGAUGUUCGAGAUAAUUUUUGUACAGUUUUGGCACACACGAGAACAUGCAACAUCGUCGUCUUUAUAUUUAUGUACAACAUUCAAUUAUUAUAAAUUUUUCGAUAUUAUUACAAACUAUGAUCGAUUUCGUGUGAAAGUGUAUAUGGCUUUUUCUGCGGUUAACAAUAAAAUGUUGUCAAAGCUUUUUCACGAGAUA